AUGGAGGCUGUUUUGCAAAGCAAAGGGUUUCUUACUCUUCCCCCAAAUCCCAAAGCCAGAAGCUUAUUGCCUUCUCAUGGCCUUAGGCAGAGGAUUUUAUCCACAAAGCCUUUGAAUCUUCCUGGGUUAUCACUUUCCUCAAAUGGGUUUCAAAGAUUUCAGGGAUUUGUAUCGAGAAACGCUUCCUUCUCUCCCAAAGAGCGUGUUUCUCUCAUCUGCAGGGCUGAGGCCGCGGCGGCGCCUGCAGCGGAUUCCGAUGAGAUCCCUAAAUUUAUGGGGAUUGAGAUUGAAACCCUCAAGAAGAUUAUCCCUCUUGGGCUUAUGUUCUUUUGCAUCCUUUUCAAUUACACAAUUCUUAGGGAUACAAAGGAUGUUUUGGUUGUGACUGCUAAAGGUAGCAGUGCUGAGAUUAUUCCAUUUUUGAAGACUUGGGUUAAUUUGCCCAUGGCUGUUGGGUUCAUGUUGUUGUACACCAAAUUGGCUAAUGUUUUACCUAGAAAGGCUCUGUUCUACACUGUCAUCGUUCCAUUCAUUGCCUUUUUUGGGGCUUUUGGAUUUCUUUUGUAUCCUCUUAGCAAUUUUAUCCACCCUCAAGCUUUUGCUGAUAAGCUUCUCAACUCCCUUGGCCCGAGGUUCCUUGGUCCUCUGGCUAUUAUGAGGAUUUGGAGCUUUUGCUUGUUUUACGUCAUGGCUGAGUUGUGGGGAAGUGUCGUGGUUUCUGUUUUGUUCUGGGGAUUUGCCAAUCAGAUUACAACUGUUGAUGAAGCCAAAAAGUUCUAUCCUCUAUUUGGACUUGGUGCAAAUGUCGCCCUCAUUUUCUCGGGUAGAACUGUGAAGUAUUUCUCGAACAUGAGGAAACAUUUGGGUCCCGGAGUCGAUGGUUGGGCUAUAUCUUUGAAAGCCAUGAUGAGUAUAGUCGUCGGUAUGGGGCUCACGAUCUGUUUCCUCUAUUGGUGGGUGAAUAAGUACGCUUCUCUUCCAACUCGCAGCAAGAAGAAGAAGGAGAAGGUCAACAUGGGGACAAUGGAGAGCUUGAAAUUCUUGGCAUCUUCAAGAUACAUCAGGGAUCUUGCCACUUUGGUGGUUGCUUAUGGCAUCAGUAUCAACCUUGUCGAGGUUACGUGGAAAUCGAAGCUCAAAGCACAGUUUCCGAGCCCGAACGAAUACUCGUCUUUCAUGGGUGAUUUCUCAACUGCUACUGGAAUAGUAACAUUCAUAAUGAUGUUGCUUAGUCAAUAUAUUUUUAACAAAUACGGGUGGGGAGUUGCAGCCAAUAUUACGCCCACAGUACUCCUCAUUACUGGAGUUGCUUUCUUUUCAUUGAUUUUGUUUGGAGGCCCGAUAGCGCCGAUGCUUACCCAGUUCGGGUUAACGCCUCUUCUUGCUGCUGUUUAUGUGGGUGCUAUGCAAAACAUUUUCAGCAAGAGUGCCAAGUACAGUUUGUUUGAUCCCUGCAAAGAAAUGGCUUACAUUCCCUUGGAUGAGGAUACCAAGGUCAAAGGCAAGGCUGCCAUCGAUGUCGUCUGCAAUCCAUUGGGGAAGUCUGGAGGCGCUCUCAUUCAACAGUUCAUGAUCUUGACAUUCGGAUCUCUUGCAAACUCGACUCCAUACCUUGGAGGUAUCCUGUUGGUUAUCGUCCUGGCAUGGUUGGGAGCAGCCAGAUCCUUGGACAGCCAAUUCACGGCACUGCGUAAGGAGGAAGAGCUCGAGAAGGAGAUGGAACGAUCAGCAGUUAAGAUCCCAGUUUUGUCCAAGAACGACAGUGAAAAUGGGUCCUUAGCCACCAGUGGCACGCCUUUGAACCCCACCAAAGGUGACUCUCCAAGCAGUUCACCAGAAACCUCAGCUCCAACCAACGCCUAAAUUUGUUCUUCUAUCAACAGUUCAAACAAACACAGGAAGAGGUUGGUUGGUUGGUUUGGCUUAGAAUUUUGUGUUAGUUUUAUAGAAAUAAAGUUAGCCACAGACCGUAUGAAUCUGACUUUUUCCAAGAAUCUCUUUUUCAAUCUCAAUAUGUAUUUGUAAUCACAUUUAUAUAUAAAUGGUGGUGAAACCCCCAAUUGUAAUUCCAUUUA
This is a messenger RNA of Cucurbita maxima (winter squash), 2075 nucleotides long. Its product is annotated as plastidic ATP/ADP-transporter-like. Gene Ontology annotation, cellular component: membrane. The record is from RefSeq and is a predicted model, not a curated record. NCBI's taxonomy places the organism in Eukaryota, Viridiplantae, Streptophyta, Magnoliopsida, Cucurbitales, Cucurbitaceae. The transcript has 5 exons. The coding region runs from base 1 to 1863 and encodes 620 amino acids. Gene Ontology annotation, biological process: nucleotide transport. Gene Ontology annotation, molecular function: ATP:ADP antiporter activity.